AACGAGCUUACGUUGGUACACGACGCACGACUACCGUACGCGCGAUCGCGAAAAACUUUUCUGUGUCGUGAAAAUAAUUCGCCGCGUGCACGAAAAAUGAACACGAUUUUUCCGUGCUGUGAUCCCCUUUUUGUGUAAAAGACUAAUCUGCGUAAGAGUGUUCUGAAGAGGCUAAUUACGAGUUGCUAAGCUAAUUGGCGGGGCCGGCGGUUCAUGAAGUGCGAGAGGCGUACGCCGCAGCAGGCCAGUGGCGGUAGUCCCCGGCUAGACGCAAGCAUGUUGGCCAUGGACGUCACCAAGGAGGCGCGCGCGUCGCCCCUGCCUGCGCCCUCGCAGCCCAACAGUUCCACGCCGACGCAGCAGACUCAGCCACAGAUAUGCGCCGGGUGCAGCAAAGUGAUCACGGAGCGGUACCUCCUGAAGGCGUUGGACCAGCUGUGGCACGAGGACUGCCUGAAGUGCGGCUGCUGCGACUGCCGCCUCGGGGAAGUCGGUCACACGCUCUACACCCGCGCCAACCUCAUCCUUUGCAAGCGAGACUAUUUAAGGUUAUUCGGAAAUACGGGGUAUUGUGCGGCGUGCAACAAGGUGAUCCCUGCGUUUGAGAUGGUGAUGCGCGCGCGCAGCAAUGUCUACCAUUUGGAAUGCUUUGCUUGUCAACAGUGCAAUCACAGAUUCUGCGUGGGCGACCGGUUCUAUCUGUGCGAGAACAAGAUCCUCUGCGAGUACGAUUAUGAGGAGAGACUGGUGUUCGCCAACAUGGCCUACAAUCCUCCCCCGCUGGCGCACCUCAAGAGACAGACCACGCAUCUACCGCCACCACCUCAGACCAGCAACGCAAUGGGUGGCCUGAUGAACGGCUCCAGCCGCGCCGGGGACCUCAACAACAACAUGUCUGGCUCGUCACCCGCGCCCUUCGUCCCUCCCCCGCACCUCAAACCCCUCGGCCUAUCUGCGUCCAGCUGAGACUACCGCGUGUGAGACGCCGCUCAUCCGUACGCUAAGUAUCAACACUAAAUAGGCGUGCUAUAAAGUGUGAUUCAGUGGAACCCAACUCGAAUUGUGGACGAUACGCGCGUGGACUCAUGUUCGAGAUAUUCAAAGUAAAUGCCAAAACGUAGUUAGUCCCCUUUAUUGUGAGGUAGGCUUAAACAAUCUUGACCUACUUAUAUGAAAAUUUUCAUGUAUAAAUGUUAUUUGAAACGAUGGAUGUUUUAGUUUAUUAAAUCUCAUAAGAUGAUCUCAGAUGAGCAAUUUUGCUGCAUUAGAAUAGUUUCUAUAAUAAUGUACGAAGAAUCAAUAUUUUAUAUGUUUUCAGGCUGUAAUCAAAAAGUGGAGUACAUGCUUAAGGAAAAUAAAAAUUUUACAUUUUAGCUGGGCGAUAUAAAUGUUUAGUAUGUACUUGCCUUUGGUACAGUCGAUGACACAGCUCUAACUUGGAAAAUCGAAUUGAUCUAAUAUUGUCUUUGACUGUAAGAACAGUUAACCUUGAGCGGGUUAUAAGACUGCCGUAAUUUCAUUUUCGAAUAAAUUUUAAAUGUAUUAUAGCAUCUAAUUAACUGUUAUUGUAAAUAAAUAAUGUUCGAUUAUUAAGAAAAGUAUUUUGUGUUUGAAUCUCUUGGACCACUGAACAUCUUGUAUUACAAACACGAUCAUCUAUGUAACCAGGAAAUAUAAGUGUGAAUGUAUCACACAUAUAUUUACAAAGGUACCAACCAUUUUCGUAACUUUGGUGAUAACUUUUUACCUUUGUUUGCCAAUUUCGUAUAGAAUGAUAACCUGUUAUUUACUUCAAUCUAUUUUGUCUGCAAUACACGUUCAGAAUCAGUUCAGGUAAUAGAUUUAACCAAAAUACUAAUUAUUAAGUUUUUGUAUAUUUUCACACUUGUAAAUUAUUUGGCUUGGCCUUCGUAGAAUUUAUUUUUGCUUAAAUCCAAUAUGUUAUUUCGUUUUGUACCUAUAUUGUAUAUUAUUUGUUAAGUUUAUUAUAAACAUUGUUGUAAUGUUUGUAUUAUUCCUGUAAAUAUUUAACUUUAAGUAGAAUAUUAUCUGAUAGACGACUACUUGAAUUAGAGAAUUGUGAAAAUUCAUGUAUUAGGUAGAAUAUAUUGUAAUUAAAAAUAGUUCAAACUAGUUUCUUUAGCGACAUUUUAAAUGAAUGUACUUCAAAAACAGUUACUUUGCAUUUAGGUGCAGUCGUCUUAGUUAAGAUGUUGAAACGUGAACGUGCUUCGCAAAUUUUACGAAUUAUUGUAUUAACACUUUGGUAGACGACUGUACAUUGUAAUUCCUAUAUAAGAGCACCAUGUACAGACAGAAACACAUUUAUGUAAACGCCAAUGUGUCUGGUUCCCCUUUAACCAAUGAUACGACCAAAGAUGUAGAUCAUUAAAGCCUUG
Messenger RNA from Amyelois transitella, 2399 nucleotides. It is a transcript of the gene Bx, whose product is annotated as LIM domain only protein 3. Lineage: Eukaryota; Metazoa; Arthropoda; Insecta; Lepidoptera; Pyralidae. The record is from RefSeq and is a predicted model, not a curated record. Gene Ontology annotation, cellular component: nucleus. Gene Ontology annotation, biological process: positive regulation of transcription by RNA polymerase II. The coding region runs from base 214 to 966 and encodes 250 amino acids. Gene Ontology annotation, molecular function: transcription coactivator activity; DNA-binding transcription factor binding. The transcript has 6 exons.